Dreissena polymorpha is the source of this 3314-nucleotide messenger RNA. RefSeq names its product ankyrin repeat domain-containing protein 13C-like. Gene Ontology annotation, molecular function: protein binding. Lineage: Eukaryota; Metazoa; Mollusca; Bivalvia; Myida; Dreissenidae. Gene Ontology annotation, cellular component: cytoplasm. The coding region runs from base 38 to 1366 and encodes 442 amino acids. The transcript has 13 exons. The record is from RefSeq and is a predicted model, not a curated record.
UACACCACCGACAGCAAUACAAAUAAAAAUAUAAACAAUGUCUUCAACAAACAUGGAAAAUUCUCGCGAUCAACCUGCUCACGACUUUCCGUUACAUCUAGGGGUAUUUAAUGGAGACACACAGCUCGUCGCUCAGCUUGUCAGAGUUCACGAUUUGUCGCAGAAGGAUGUACAUGGCAACACUCCUCUACAUUUGGCAGUGAUGCUUGGACACAAAGAAAUCAUCAGGUUGCUGUUGGCCCAUGGAGCACUAGUCCGAGUGAAGAACAACGCUGGUUGGACGCCUCUCUCUGAAGCCUUGAGCUUCGGUGACCGUAAAAUCAUAUGUUCGCUACUAAAGUCGUUGAAGCAGCAGUCCCGGGAGUUGUUAGACCAGAGGAGGCCCGCCCUUAUACAAGCCCUGGAGGAUAUAGGGGACUUCUACCUGGAGUUAAAAUGGGACUUUCACAGCUGGGUGCCUUUAAUUUCACGAAUAUUGCCUUCUGAUCUAUGCAAAAUACACAAAAAAGGUUCAUGUAUACGACUGGACACAACCCUGGUAGAUUUCAACGACAUGCGCUGGGAGCGAGGUGACAUAACGUUUGUAUUCAAUGGCAAGGCCUUGCCACAAAAUGCUCUCAUUGUGAUGGACAACAAACUGAAGGUGUUCCAGCGUAUACGAAACGAGGAAACUGAACAUGAAAUUCAGGAAGAGGUUGACAUUCUCAUGCGUAGUGACAUCAUGGCCGCACAGAUGUCGACCAAAAACAUCACAUUUUCACGCGCACAAAGUGGCUGGCUGUUCAGAGAGGAUAAAACAGAGAAUAUAGGUGAAUAUGAGGCAGAUUUCUACAAUGUGCAUGGACUUACACUCGAAUCAAAAAAAAGGCGCGAGCAUUUAUCAACAGAAGACAUACAGAAGAACAAGGCCAUGUUGGAAAAUCUCACAAAAAUGGCCUUUGAUAACAAAGAGUUUGAGCGACGCCUGUCCUUACCCCCUCCAGAGAAGCCAGAUGCAACCUGGGAGGACUAUAUUACCGCUGCAGUCGGGCAUCCUCCAUGUCUAGGAAGGCAGCCAUUGAGCAAGGAAAGCCAGAAGGCCUUUAAAGCCACUAUUGCUAUGAGCCAAGAUUUCCCCAUGACUGUUGAUGUAUUAUUGGAUGUCUGUGAAGUGAUAGCGCCCUUUAAGCAGUUCCAAAAGCUCCGAGACUUUAUGUCUGACAAGCUGCCACCGGGAUUCCCAGUGAAACUAGAGCUGCCCAUUUUCCCGACUGUCACGGCAAAAGUGACGUUCUGUUUGCUGGAGUGGCGUGAAAACAUUGCAGAGUCCAUGUUUAAAAUACCGAGGGGCUUCCGAGAGGAUCCCAACCGGUUCCCAGACUUAUGACUACUGCAGGACAUCUCUCCAGUAGAAGUAAUCUGCUCUUUCAGGGAAAUAACGGUACCGAACACUGAUGUCACCUUGGCACGAAAUGAUGUCAAGGUUUCAUCUUUUGCGGUCUGUGAAAGACAAAAGUUGCAAAGUGAUAAUCAAAAUGCAGCUGAUGCCAGUGUUUACUGGAAGUCGUGGACCUUUUUGAAGUCUUACAGUGAGGAUGACAAAAAGCCAAAAAUGCCGACUGAAAUCUACGAAUUUGUUGAAUCAACUCAGAAAGAUGGACCAAGUGAUAGAAGUCUUGAUGCAAGGAAUAAUGGCAAAGAAUUGCAGCUUAGUGUUGGAACAAAUAUUCAAUCGGAAGUCAAAGACAGUGUUCACCUUGCAGUUAACAACUCUUGUGUACAUGAGAAUGCCAGAGGAAAGGAAGGGGACCAUUCAGGAAGUAUUUCCGAUAACAAGGACCAAAAAGGCUACAAGAAUAUUGUCACCAGUGAUGAUCAAAAGGAAGAAAACGGUUCAAAUAUAAGAUUUAAAUAUUGCGAACGUGAGGUAUGUAAAGCAUUGAUAAGCUUGGAAUCUCACAGUGAUGACGCUUCACAAAUUUGUUUUGAAAAUAUUUUUUCGUCUUGUAAGAAUUUAGAGCCAGCAUGUCAUGUGACUGCCCUUGCAGUUGACCUGCCACUGACUAAUUUAGGGACAGCCAGCACUGAAAUGGUGCUUAUUUUCCACUAAUAUGGAAACAAUCAGCGUCAGAACAGCUAGGAGAUGCUGCUUUAAACUAUGAAACUAGUAUUGAAACAAUUAUAAAUCAUGGAAAUCAUUUUGUACAAUCUUACAAAAUGUUCAUUUGAUACUUCUAGUUAUAUAUAAAGUAUUUUAACUUAUUAUCACAUGUUAGAUAAAUAAUAACAGGAAGGCAUUAUGAAAUUUUUUGUGUUUUUAACUUUUUGUAUCUUAGAUUGGCAGUCAUCGACAAAAAGCAGCAUUGUGCAUCACAGGUGGUUAGCGUGUGGCUAUGAUAUUAAUUAGUGAAAACAUCAUUUUGAAUGAUAAAUAAUCAUAUUUUAACGAACAAUCAACUUUCCUGAAAAAAAAGGCACUAUCAAAUAUAUGUAUAUAACAAGGUAUCCAGGACCCCGUUUUGAGGGAUUCCACUGUAUAUAUUCCAAAUUGUGUAUUAUUUAUUCUAAAAUAAAUAAUGGUAGUUUUAAAACUAAAAUUACUGGUCCUUGCAGUAAAAAUACACUGGUUUAGAUACAAUUCAAUGAAAAGGGUAAACUGCUGUUGUAGGAUAGUGAUAUUUCUUACUGAUACUAUCAGUGAUAGGUUGAAUUAAUGUGUUUCACUUUCAUUCCAAUGCGCUGUUUUAUUGUGCAUUGAAGUAAAUCUUGUAUUUUUAGCUCGACUAUUAUAUAUGAAAUAUAUAUAGUGGAGCUAUCCUACUCACCCCGGCGUUAGCGUCUGCGUUAGCGUGCAAAUGUUAAAGUUUUCGUACUACCCCAUUUAUUUUCUUUGUCUCUUGACAUAUUGCUUUCAUAUUUUGCAUACUUGUUAACCAACAUGACCCCAACCUAUAAACAAGACCAGACAACUCUAUCAAGCAUUUUGUCAUAAUUAUUGCCCCUUUUAUACUUAGAAUAUGCAUAUUAUUGAUAAAUCUAUGUUAAAGUUUGCGUACUACCCCAAAUAUUUCCUAUAUCCUUUGACAUAUUGCUUUUAUAUGUUGCAUACUUGUUAACCAACAUGACCCCAACCUAUAAACAAGAGCAGACCACUGUAUCAAGCAUUUUGACAUAAUUAUGGCCCCUUUUACACUUAGAUUAUUGAACAUUUUGCUUGAAUUGCCAUAACUUCUUUAUUUAUGAUCACAUUUUAUUAUGACUUUGACAAAGUCACACUUACCUGAAUACCACAACGGAUUCCACCCAAACAAUACCCCACGCCCCUACCCAGAAUC